Choloepus didactylus (southern two-toed sloth) is the source of this 2801-nucleotide messenger RNA. It is a transcript of the gene NDUFS1, whose product is annotated as NADH:ubiquinone oxidoreductase core subunit S1. Gene Ontology annotation, biological process: ATP synthesis coupled electron transport. The record is from RefSeq and is a predicted model, not a curated record. The transcript is spliced from 20 exons. NCBI's taxonomy places the organism in Eukaryota, Metazoa, Chordata, Mammalia, Pilosa, Megalonychidae. Gene Ontology annotation, cellular component: membrane. The coding region runs from base 455 to 2641 and encodes 728 amino acids. Gene Ontology annotation, molecular function: NADH dehydrogenase (ubiquinone) activity; iron-sulfur cluster binding.
UGACGGAGAUUGCCGAGCUUGACCCAAGCGGAAAAGUGUCGAAUCUGGUGCGUCUAGUCCCUCCCGGCUUCCCGUUCUACAGGCCCGGCUGACAGAAUUAACCAAGGCCGCCAUAUUGAGUUUGCGGCCCCGGCGUCUGAGAGGGUCGGUGUGGACCUUCCCGUUCAGCAGAGUAGCCUUUGCGGCUCCGGGGAGAAGGUGACUCUUUCUCCUCUUGUCCUUGACUGGGCGGCGGGUCCCGCCCGACGUCUGGGGAACCCCGCUGAGCAGGCAGGUAGUAACUGUUAGCCAUGGUCUUUGGACUCGUGGAGAAGAGAAGAGGAGGAUCAAGAGAGCCUUGGGAGCGCAGGCCCGAAUGCAGGCGUGUGGGUGACCUUACCUCUGCAGCAGAAUUUCAAGACAUUUUUCUCCCAGCGGAGGCGGCCAAUUGGUUCCCCGAGAGUGGAAUACUGUAAUGUUAAGGAUACCUGUAAGAAGAGCCUUAGCAGGCCUUGCUAAGCCACCUAAAGGAUGUGUGCCCCGAACAGCUACCACAGCAGCAAGCAACUUGAUUGAAGUAUUUGUUGAUGGUCAGUCUGUCAUGGUGGAACCAGGAACGACUGUCCUCCAAGCCUGUGAGAAGGUUGGCAUGCAGAUCCCUCGAUUCUGUUACCAUGAAAGGUUAUCUGUUGCUGGAAACUGCAGGAUGUGCCUUGUUGAAAUUGAGAAAGCGCCUAAGGUUGUAGCUGCUUGUGCCAUGCCAGUAAUGAAGGGUUGGAAUAUCCUAACAAACUCAGAGAAGUCUAAGAAAGCCAGAGAAGGUGUGAUGGAAUUCUUAUUAGCAAAUCACCCACUGGACUGUCCUAUUUGUGACCAGGGAGGUGAAUGUGAUUUGCAGGACCAAUCCAUGAUGUUUGGAAGUGAUAGAAGCCGAUUUUUAGAGGGGAAGCGUGCUGUGGAGGAUAAGAACAUUGGGCCAUUGGUAAAGACCAUCAUGACUAGAUGUAUACAGUGUACUCGGUGUAUCAGGUUUGCUAGUGAGAUUGCAGGAGUAGAUGAUUUGGGAACAACAGGCAGAGGAAAUGAUAUGCAAGUUGGCACAUAUAUUGAAAAGAUGUUCAUGUCUGAGCUAUCUGGGAAUAUCAUUGAUAUCUGCCCUGUAGGUGCCCUGACUUCUAAACCCUAUGCCUUUACUGCCCGACCUUGGGAAACAAGAAAGACAGAAUCCAUUGAUGUAAUGGAUGCAGUUGGAAGUAAUAUUGUGGUAAGCACAAGAACUGGAGAGGUAAUGAGGAUUUUGCCAAGGAUGCAUGAGGACAUCAAUGAAGAGUGGAUCUCUGAUAAAACUAGAUUUGCCUACGAUGGGCUGAAACGCCAAAGACUUACCGAACCUAUGGUCAGAAAUGAAAAAGGGCUUUUAACCUAUACUUCUUGGGAGGAUGCGCUCUCUCUUGUAGCUGGAAUGUUGCAGAGUUUUCAAGGCAAGGAUGUAGCAGCAAUUGCAGGUGGCUUUGUGGAUGCAGAAGCCCUAAUAGCUCUCAAAGAUUUGCUUAAUAGAGUGGACUCUGACACCUUAUGCACUGAAGAGGUCUUCCCCACCACAGGAGCUGGUACAGAUUUACGUUCCAGUUAUCUUCUAAAUACUACAAUUGCUGGUGUGGAAGAGGCAGACGUUGUCCUUCUGGUUGGUACAAACCCACGUUUUGAGGCACCACUAUUUAAUGCUAGAAUUCGAAAGAGCUGGCUUCAUAAUGACUUAAAAGUGGCACUCAUAGGCAGUCCAGUGGAUUUGACUUACAGAUAUGACCAUCUGGGAGACUCUCCCCAAAUUCUUCAAGACAUUGUUUCUGGAAGCCACCCAUUCAACCAGGUUCUAAAGGAAGCUAAAAAACCAAUGGUGGUUGUAGGCAGUUCUGCACUCCAAAGAAAUGAUGGAGCUGCAAUUCUUGCAGCUGUUUGCAGCAUUGCACAGAAGAUUCGGAUGAAUAGUGGUGUCACUGGUAAUUGGAAAGUUAUGAAUAUCCUUCAUAGGAUUGCAAGCCAAGUAGCCGCUUUGGACCUUGGCUAUAAACCUGGAGUGGAAGCAAUUCGGAAGAAUCCUCCCAAAGUGCUGUUUCUCCUGGGAGCAGAUGGAGGUUGUAUUACCCGACAGGAUUUGCCAAAGGAUUGUUUCAUUAUUUAUCAAGGACAUCAUGGUGAUGUGGGAGCUCCUAUAGCUGAUGUUAUUCUCCCAGGAGCUGCUUACACAGAGAAGUCUGCGACUUAUGUCAAUACCGAGGGCAGAGCUCAACAGACUAAAGUAGCAGUCACUCCUCCCGGCUUGGCAAGAGAAGACUGGAAAAUUAUAAGAGCCCUCUCUGAGAUUGCUGGUAUAACUCUGCCAUAUGAUACUCUCAGUCAAGUGAGGAACAGAUUGGAAGAAGUCUCUCCUAAUCUUGUUCGAUAUGAUGAUGUCGAAGGAGCUAAUUACUUCCAGCAAGCAAAUGAACUCUCCAAGCUAGUGAAUCAGCAACUGCUUGCUGAACCACUUGUCCCACCUCAGCUAACAAUAAAAGACUUCUACAUGACAGAUUCUAUUAGCAGAGCCUCACAAACAAUGGCCAAGUGUGUCAAAGCUGUAACAGAGGGUGCCCAGGCAGUCGAGGAACCAUCCAUAUGCUGAACUAUUAGGAAUCCAGUUUUACUACAAAUACUUAAUGGACAAUUAUAUGGUGAAAUGACCCCUUAAGAGGGCUAUCUCUUUAAAAAAAAAAAAAAAUCUGAAUGAUGUACUAUUUAAGGUUACACCAUGCUUGCUUGAAAAUGAUAUUGCAAUUAUAAAA